This is a messenger RNA of Scomber japonicus (chub mackerel), 2158 nucleotides long. RefSeq names its product tRNA methyltransferase 44 homolog (gene trmt44). Lineage: Eukaryota; Metazoa; Chordata; Actinopteri; Scombriformes; Scombridae. Bases 226 to 2145 code for a protein of 639 amino acids. Gene Ontology annotation, molecular function: tRNA (uridine) methyltransferase activity; metal ion binding. Gene Ontology annotation, biological process: tRNA methylation. The transcript is spliced from 11 exons. The record is from RefSeq and is a predicted model, not a curated record.
CAGAUACAGACAACAUGUUUUUACUCUUUUAUACAGUAAUAUUUGACUACAAAGCUAAACACUUGUUUGUUAUUGCUAGGUUAUGAAUUGUUUAAAUGAUUAGAGCUAAUUUUAUAAACAAGUUUCCUAUAAAGUACCAGUUUUCUGACAUUUACGCUGAAAAAUAAGCCCGGAAGUCAGUUAACAGACUGUAAACACAUGGCUCCUGUUCGUUUCUGAGGUUUAAUGAUGCCAAAAGUCUUCGAUAUAACGUGUCCGGGAGGAUGUACGACUCUUCCCGAAGGCUUCUGGUCAGCCGUGGACGUGUGGGUAAAGAAACCUCACGUUGUAAACAAGCGUCUGUGCGGAGUGAAAGAAACAGAGAGUGAAGAUGUGGACUCACAGGCUCUAAGGUUCCUGCUGCAUGAUCCUGUUUCUGAACUCUCACAUGAUGUGCUGACCUUCCUGACCUGCAGGGUUUCACCUGAGGAGACACACUGCAGGGAAAAACCUUGGUCCUUUAGUGUCAGGACAUUUAUUCCCAAAGUAAACUGCUAUGGGACUAUCAUGCAUAAAGAGGUUGUACUUAAAGACUUUGGCAGACAACAAGUGACCUUUCUUCCAUUUGAAGAGGAUGGAGAAGGGCAGGUGUCUCUUAAGAAGGGCAACAUUUAUCAGAUCCAACUACUCCAUCAUGACUGUGAGGAAUGGUCCUUGGAGCUACACGUCCUGACUCCAGAUGUGUGGUUCUCUGAUGGUGUAGCUUACCCGAAGCUGCCAUGGCUGUCCACAGAUCUUCUGCCUAAACUGGUGCGCUGGUCCACCGAUUGCAAGACCAGCGAGUUCAAGAGCACUUUGUCUCUGCUGCCGGUGGAGAAGUACAGUCUCAUGUACCAGCAGCUGAAGGAGAAGUACAAGGCGAUGGUCAAGGUUUGGCCUGAGGUGACGGAUCCUGAGAAGUUUGUCUAUGAGGAUGUUGCCAUUGCCACAUAUCUCUUGGUGCUGUGGUCCGAGGAGCGAGCAGAGAAAGGUCUGACAGACAGACAGUCCUUUGUGGACCUGGGCUGUGGAAACGGCCUCCUGGUUCACAUUCUGACCAACGAAGGGCACCCUGGAAAGGGCAUCGACGUUCGGAAAAGGAAGAUCUGGGAUAUGUACGGCCCCCAGACUCUACUGGAGGAAAAGGCAAUUACUCCCAGUGAGAGCUUCUUAUUCCCGGGUACGGACUGGCUGAUUGGGAACCACUCGGACGAGCUCACACCGUGGAUCCCCGUUAUAGCAGCCAGGUCAUCUUACUCCUGUCGAUACUUCGUCCUACCCUGCUGUUUCUUCGACUUCUAUGGAAAAUACCAGAGACGGCAGUGUAAGAAGUCUCAGUAUAAGGAAUACAUCGACUUCAUCGCUGAGGUCAGCCAAGUCAGCGGCUUCAACACAGAAGAGGACUGCCUGAGAAUACCGUCCACCAAACGGGUGUGUCUAGUAGGAAAGUCGAGAAGCUACCAGGUGUUUGACGAGGCCCAGGCAGAGCACAGAAGAGGUUGUUACAUUCAGAGCCGCCAGACCACCUCAGGGUUAACAGUUCAAAGGUCAGACAUCAGAAAUGGCAGAGACUGUUGUCAUGGGACUGCAGAAGCUGAAAAGACCCCCGGGACCUGCUGGGGAGCCGGGUUCCAGCCCCGAGACAGGGUUGAAGUGGUUCGAAACUGCGCUUCUCUCCCCCGGGACUUUGUUGACGGCGUCGUCCUACAGGUUGCUAAUGUCCUCCUGAGAAUGACUGUGGAUGACGGCAGGGACCCCACCGUCUGGAACCAAGGAGGCAGCCUUUCUGUGGGUGAGGUCGCCGUGCUAUUGGAGCACGAGACCCUGCAGCUCCUGAAGAAGGAGUGCGGAGGCCUUCAGACACUUCUCAAAAACAACCAUCAAGUGUUUAGAGUGGAAGGAGGGAGGGUGUAUAUAAGAGACUGGCGGGACAGGAAGUCCUCCAGAGCAGAUGCCAAAAGGAAGCCUGUUUCCCCUGGUGCGCUAAAAACCCGACCCUGCUGGUUUCAUGACCACCACCCUCAGGGCUGCCCGCUGCAGGCCGAACACUGCGCCUUCGCUCACGGACCUGAAGACCUCCGACCCUCAACCAGACCUCUGAAGAAGAUCAAGAACGAUGCGAUUUGAUUUGGACUUCUCA